ACGGCUCAAAACAACUGCGACUACCACUGAUACUAUUUGAAUGAGUUAAAGAGGUGGGAGCAUUGCUGGAAAAAGUUUAUCGACUUAAAAGGAGAUUAUGUUGAAAAAUAAAACUAAGUUUGAUCGAAAAAAUACUUGGUUUUAUGUUAGGCUCAAAACUUUUCAGACGACUUACAUAAAUGCUGUUUUUUGUCUUACAGAAUCGUAUACAGUGCCGGCUGACACAAUUAUGAUUCUUAAUAUCUAUGACGUCCAUAGAGAUCCUCAAUUCUGGCCGAAUCCAGACGUAUUCGAUCCGGAUCGAUUUUUGUCCGACCAAGCAAAAAAGCGUCAUCCUUANUGCUAUGUACCGUUCAGUGCAGGACNACGAAAUUGUAUAGGUCAACGGUUUGCUAUGUACGAAAUGAAAACUAUGGUCGCUUCUCUAGUACACCACUUCUAUUUGGAACCUGUUGAUUACUUGAAGGAUCUCCGGAUUAAAAUUGAUUUGAUAUUUCGUCCUGCUCAUCCGGUUCGUGUAAAAUUUGUUCCAAUUCAAAAAUAUCAGAAUCAUCAAGAGGAUGGAGCAAAAGAGGAAAUUAAUAAACAACACUUGUGUNUUACAAAAUAGAAUUUAUUGCAACCAUCCAUACAGCACUGAAAGAUUGCAAAAA
Pseudomyrmex gracilis is the source of this 653-nucleotide messenger RNA. RefSeq names its product cytochrome P450 4C1-like. Gene Ontology annotation, molecular function: oxidoreductase activity, acting on paired donors, with incorporation or reduction of molecular oxygen; monooxygenase activity; heme binding. The coding region runs from base 98 to 610 and encodes 170 amino acids. Lineage: Eukaryota; Metazoa; Arthropoda; Insecta; Hymenoptera; Formicidae. The transcript has 2 exons. The record is from RefSeq and is a predicted model, not a curated record.